This is a messenger RNA of Ceratitis capitata (Mediterranean fruit fly), 2037 nucleotides long. RefSeq names its product glucose dehydrogenase [FAD, quinone]. Gene Ontology annotation, molecular function: ecdysone oxidase activity; flavin adenine dinucleotide binding. The transcript has 4 exons. Lineage: Eukaryota; Metazoa; Arthropoda; Insecta; Diptera; Tephritidae. The record is from RefSeq and is a predicted model, not a curated record. Bases 73 to 1935 code for a protein of 620 amino acids.
AUUUGAAAAUUUAGUCGCAAAACAACAGAGGCCGUGGGCUGUACAUUUUUCUAGUCUAACGGUGCAAUAAUAAUGGAAUUUCUCAGCACAGAAUGUGCUGCUCGGUCAGCAGGACCUGCCAAUACAUUAAUGACUUUGUUGCUACAAACUUUAAUUAGCAAAUAUUGUGGAUUAAGUGAUCAUGAUCGUUGGCCGGCGGAUUAUGGUGCGCAAAUUGAAAGAGAUGGUUUCGAUGAUUAUGACUUCAUUGUAGUGGGUUCAGGUUCUGCCGGUGCGGUUGUUGCUGGGCGUUUGAGUGAAAAUCCAAAGUGGAAGGUGUUGCUGCUCGAGGCGGGCGGUGAUCCGCCGAUAGAAACGGAGUUCGUUGGCUGGCACAUCACCACACAGUUCACAGAUUGGGAUUGGCAGUAUCAUGCGGAGCCGAAUGGCAAAUCAUGCAUGGCUAUGGAGGGUGGAAAAUGUCAUUGGCCGCGUGGCAAGAUGCUUGGCGGCACGAAUGGCAUGAAUGCGAUGAUUUACGCGCGCGGCACACGGUUUGACUUUGAUGAUUGGCGUAAUCGCGGCAAUCCUACCUGGGGUUAUGACGAUGUAUUGACCUACUUCCGUAAGGCCGAAGAUUUACGUGCGACCGGUGAGGACUUCAAGGCAGGUGAUUUUGGUCAAGGUGGGCCUAUGGGACUGAACCGUUAUGUUUCGGAUAAUGAAUUUCGUACGACAAUACGUGAGGGCAUGGCCGAAAUGGGUUAUGGCAGUUCGCCGGCCUUUACGGAAGGCUCAUGGGUGGGCCAGAUAGAUAUUUUGGGCACUCAGGAUGGCGGACGUCGAAUUACAACAGCACAUUCGCAUUUACCAAAGGAUCGUAAGAAUUUGCAUGUAGUGAGACAUGCCCAUGUGAAACGCGUCAACUUUGAUGAGCAAAUGCGUGCCACGGGCGUGAGCUUUGUGCUAAAUGGUAAGAAGGAGUAUGAAGUGCACGCCAAAAAGGAAGUAGUUUUGUCAGCUGGCGCCAUUGGUACGCCACAAAUACUCAUGCUUUCGGGUGUUGGUCCAAAGGCGCACUUACAACAGUUAGGCAUACCCGUCUUGCUGGAUCUGCCCGUAGGCCAAAAUCUUAAAGAUCAUGCUAGCUUGCCAGUUGUUUUCCAAAUAGAUAAGUCCACCGCACGUAAGCCGACCGAUGAAGAGCUCGUCGAUGCCAUGUACAAUCUGCUGAUGGGUCGUUACAGCAAGCUGUUGCACCACGAGGCCACAGCACUGACUGGUUUCAUUAACACCACUUCCUUGAACGGUCCAUAUCCCGAUAUACAGACAACAAACUUUUUCAGCUUAAUGCAGAGUCCUGAACUCAAGGGCUAUGUCGCCGCUACCGGCUUUAAUGAGCGCGUCGCUAAGUCUAUACUCUCGGCUAAUGAGCAUACCAACACCUACAUCACUUAUCUGCUGCAUUUGAAGCCCUUCUCCGUGGGCCACUUGGAGUUGCGCAGCGCUGACUAUUUGGACAAACCGAAAAUCUAUCCCAACUAUAUGUCUGAUGAACGUGAUGUUGCUACUUAUAUACGCGCUUUGAAUAUCUACUCAAAACUGCCGGAGACGAGCGCUUUUGAGCAGCGUGAAGCGGCUCUGCACAAAAUUGAUUUGGCGGCUUGCAACCACUUGCCAUACAAAUCGGAUGACUAUUGGCGUUGUUACAUUAACCACAUGACCACCACAGUCUAUCAUCCUGUCGGCACGGCGAAAAUGGGUCCUGCCGGUGAUGCCACAGCUGUGGUGGAUUGGCGCUUGAAGGUGCAUGGUGCAAAAGGCUUGCGCGUUAUUGACGGCAGUAUUAUGCCAGACAUUGUGGGGGCAAAUACGAAUGCCGCGAUUAUUAUGAUUGGCGAAAAGGGUGCCGAUAUGAUUAAAGAAGACUGGUCGGAAAAACACACUGAGUUGUAGGAAAUAGAAAUGCGUGAGAUUAUUGUAUAUACUGUUGUUUUUGUAUUUUGUAAGUUCAUUUUAUACGUAACGAUUUAUGUUAAAUAAAGUUAUUACUUCUUA